Lolium rigidum is the source of this 482-nucleotide messenger RNA. RefSeq lists its product as uncharacterized. The transcript has 2 exons. The record is from RefSeq and is a predicted model, not a curated record. Bases 12 to 359 code for a protein of 115 amino acids. Lineage: Eukaryota; Viridiplantae; Streptophyta; Magnoliopsida; Poales; Poaceae.
GUGGCGAGAAGAUGCCGCAAUGGAUUUCUUGGAGUGAUCCGAAUCCUGGGAGAAGAUACCGGAACUGCAAAAUUCGCUCGAUUGCUGGUGGAAUAGGGUGUAAAGUGUUUAAGUGGAUUGAUGAUCCGCUGGAUGCACGUCACAAAGAGUUAGUUCGUGAUCUGCGUGAUGCUGUUUGGGAUCGAGAUGAAGAAAUUGAGAGGCUCCAGGUAGAAAUUGAGAGGCUCCAGGAAGAAAAGUUUCUGCUUGCUGCAAGGAAACAGAGCAACCCUGAACCAAAGAAAAUGGGAGGCUUCAUGGUUUGGGUGCUAUCUGUAGCUUUUGUCAUCUGUUGUACCUGGGUGAUGUGUAGGAACUGAAAUUAGGGUGAAUUCAGUGAUCUGUUGGUCAGGAGGAGAAGAAGCUAGAGUAUAUGCUAGAGUUAUUGUGUUGUAAUUCCAACCAUUUGUCUGUUCGUGCCACAAUGUUUAGUUCCUGAAUUU